Messenger RNA from Gloeophyllum trabeum ATCC 11539, 3256 nucleotides. RefSeq lists its product as uncharacterized. NCBI's taxonomy places the organism in Eukaryota, Fungi, Basidiomycota, Agaricomycetes, Gloeophyllales, Gloeophyllaceae. The transcript is spliced from 4 exons. The record is from RefSeq and is a predicted model, not a curated record. Bases 219 to 2960 code for a protein of 913 amino acids.
GACUUUGAGUGCAUUCGCGGUCGGCUGCCUCAGGCCUUUUCUCCCGCCCGCACUGUUCUCAAGGCCAUUGUCCGCUGCCAUUGUCGUUGACGACGACGCCGAGCACUGCGAGACGGCCGUGCUGACGGAGACAUUCUUCAUUCCAUGUCAUCCCCGAUCGUUUCAUUUUAACCGCGGACUUUACCGCCCUUUCAACUUUGCUUCCUUCACCGCGCAAGAUGCUCGACAUGUCCUCCUCCUCGACGACUUCGACGACGAUGGGCUCUCCUCCGCGCGCGCACUCGAAGCACGCGCCCGUUCCACUCCUGCUCUCGUCGUUCCCGACGCCGCCGACACAUAUCCCUACGUCUCCGCUCCCUACUCCUUCUAUCAUGUCUUCUCCGGCCACGCCUCCCUUCCUCAGCCCUAAUCCGCCUCCAUCCCUCCCGCCGUCUUCGCCCUUGCCCCCUCUGCCGGGUCCGUCUCCUAUUACGGAACAGGAGACGCUCAUGUUCAUGUCCACCCGCUCCCGACGGUCCUCCAAGCUCUCGCAUACCUCGUCUAUCUAUUCCAGACGCGACUCGACGGCCAGCUCAGCCAGCGGCGGCUCCGCGUCAGUCUCUCCCUCACCUGUCAGCCUCGGAAAGCGAGAGUCCAUCAUCUCUGUCAACUCUGUACGUUCCUUCGCGUCCUCAAUCGGAUCUCUCUCUGUUCCCGCCCCGCGUCGCUUCCCUCGGUCUUCCAGAGACAUCUCACCCACACUGUCCUCGCGUCCCAUAUCCGAAGAGGUUUCUGAAGAGUCAUACGGCACGCCUGUCUCCUCUGCGGUGGCGAUCGACCUUUCGGACUCGUUGUCAGCAGGCGAAGAUGGCAUCGAGAAAGUCUUACAAGUCCAACCUCUGUCGUCUUCACCCCUAUUGCCAUCCCCGCUUUCUGCUCCCGAGACCGGUCCAGACGACUCGAUAGCCUCCCUGUCUAUGAGUGACCUUCCCAGCGAUGACGCGCCGCUGGAGGAUGAUCUGGAUCCGGAUACUGAAGCCCAAAUCCUCCACCUGGAGAUGCGCGCUUCCCGAUCAAAGAGCGACCGACACAAGCGCCGCCUGAUCAACGCUGCAGAGACCAUUCGCGCGCGGUCGCGUUCCGCGAGCCGUAGUCGUAGCGCGAGCCCUAAACGCGCUCGUCAAUAUCUCGUCAAAGAAGAUGCGCCGCCCUUACCGUCUCAAUCUGCGUCCUCGACAACCUCGGAUGACAGAUCACGUGCUGAUCAGCAUCGGUCUUUGCGUUCCCGCAGCCCUGAUAUAAAGACCAUCAUCCAGAGGACGCCUCGUCCUCGUCGACGCCCAUCGUCCACCUUCUCAGCUUCCUCUCGAUCCAAGUCCCGGAGACGCAGUGACGCGCCCCCGAUCGGUUCAACACCCCGAACUCCCGCCGCCUCCCGACCUACGAGCGACGGGUCUGCCAUUGGCGGCCGGCCGGUAUCGCCCAGCGAGCUUGCGUACAUGAAGGACUAUAAUGCGUCUGUUGUGGGUCUAGACGGGCACGGGGACGUCGACAGUUUGGAAGGCGACGACAUCGACAGGUUAGAGGAAGAGCUAGAGGGAGGUGCAAGUGAUUCAGACUCGAGCAUCGACCUGCAUACCCCACUACCGCACCUCAUGCUCCGUGACGGUAUGCUCUCCCCCAAUUCGAGACUCUUACCGGGAAUGGCGCGCACGCCCUCCCCCUUGUUACCGGCUGGCGGCCGACCGGGGAGUAUGUUGUCCACGGCCGGAUCUGUUAUGACCAAAAGCGGUAUAUACAAAGACGAACGGGACACUGAACGCAGGAGAACAAGGCAUCGGGAUGGUCGAUUGCUUAAAGGUGGGCUUGGUCUGACGACGGGCCUGGGCUGGAGCGACAGCGAGGACGAAGAUGCGCCGUCUCCCCUGACCAGGCGGAUCUCGUCCAUGACGAUCAGCGGCAGCGUGUCUCGCAAGUCCUCCGCGUCCUCCGUGCGCUCGAACCCGCAUCCGCUUUCGCGGUCCGUGAGCGGUCCGCCAACGCCCGAGAUACGGCAGCGGACGAAGUCCCGUUCAUCCCUGCCGCCUACGUCCUGGCAGAAACGCGCUCUCAACAAUGAUCCCGCUCAUCUCAGCACCGGCAGCACGAUCUCCAAUGCAUCUUUAGCUUUGAGCAUCCCAGAGGAUACGUCGUCCACCUCUCGUGACACCUGGCCCAGUGAUGGCUCCGUCCCAUCUACGAAGCGCGGGCGUACAAGGGAUAAAGAGAGCGACAUACUCCUGACCACUCCUUCGACGUCUUCUACUUAUAGUAUGCCCGUUACUCCCUCGGAUGCUACUCCGUCGCCAUCGACGAAACCCUGGGAGAAGAAAGCUCUCCCGGCCUUACCAAGGAUGCGGUCAAACACUAGCCUGCGUUCAGCUGCUGGUGCCGGCGGUGUAUCUGCGGUCCCCGUUCCGCGUGGAAGAACAGUGUCAGCGGCGCCGUCCAUGUCAUCUAUCCCUUCAAGUUCGUCAACGCCUCUGCCUGGUCGAUCAGGUCGUACCAGCGAUCCGAUCCCCUCUGUGCCACCAGUGCCUAGUUUACGGUCCUCUACGUCCUCGAUUCGGUCACCCAGUACCCCUCGACCUCUGAAACUGGCGCAAGCUCGAUCUCAGAUACUGCCGAAGGCGAAUGCAAGUACGGAAUUAUCGCAGACGCUCUCGAGAUCGACGGGACCCUCAGGGAUCUCGCAACGACAGUUAUCGCGAGUGCCGUCGAUGUCGCGCAUGGCGCGCCCGUCGUUCACGACGGCGUUGACUCAGGGAGACGCCGCUGCCAAGCCGAAGCCGCGUACUGGUGCAGGUAUGGUGUACCGGAGUAGCUCGAAUCCAACUGGCAGUGCGAGCCGGUUGCGUCUGCCGGCCCAGAGCAACGCGUCGAGCACGUCUCUUGCUCACGAUCUUCCUUCCGAUAAUGUCGCCAUCGGCAUCGCCAUUUGAUUGUAUUUUCCCCCUUGUCUAUCGUAGUCGUAUGUAUUUUUCCUCUCGCGGAACUCAGAUGUCAGGUCUUCAACUUCCGGUUAUACACUUGGCAUUCGCAAUCACACUCGUUACCCGUUCAUGCAUUAUAACUUGGAUUUCGCUAUUCUGAUAUACCCCGUUCAUUCCUGGCACUAAAGGUCGACAUCUCGGGGGUUCAGAUAUACUAGCGUGUAUAAUACGGUAUUUAUAAUAGACGUGCGCGCGCGUUGUUGUGUCGAUUACGAGACCGGCUCUUCGGGGUCCGCGAAGGGAGU